This is a messenger RNA of Symbiodinium sp. CCMP2592, 780 nucleotides long. NCBI's taxonomy places the organism in Eukaryota, Dinophyceae, Suessiales, Symbiodiniaceae. The record is from the annotation of a GenBank genome assembly.
AUGGAGAAUCUCCAGGUGGAAAUCAAUGAAGAUGCUGUGCUUGAAGAUGCACGAGGAGCUGCGACAAAGGCGCGGGCCUUCCACGAUUUGCCCGUGUGGAAGCGGGCGUUGUGGCGCAUGCCGGCGCUGGGGCUGACGCUCAUCAUCGAACUCAUUGUCGCCUUUUUCAUCUCAUCAUACCAGGACACCUUCAAGAGGUACACCCUCCUCAUCGCCUUCCAGCCGGUCAUCUCGGCUCUGUCCGGGAAUGUGGGGCUUCAGACAAUGGCCACCAUCACAAGAGGCCUGCCGCUGGGCCUUUUCCAUGGCCGCCAACUGAGCCAAGGGCUUCGGCACGAACUGCUGCCCGGCCUGCUGAUCGCAGCCCUCUUGAGCACGGUGGUGGGAGUAAUUUCGCUCUUUUGGUACUUGUGGAGCCCUUCAGCAGGUGGCCAUACAGUCAAAGGUGCAUUGGCCUUUGGGUUCGCCAUCUUUCUGGGUCAGCUUAUGUCGUGCCUGUCUGCAACCCUCACAGCAAGUCUGGCUCCGCUGCUCUUCAGCAGGUGCAAUUGCAAUCCGGCAGAUUUGGGAGGGCCUUUCGAGACGGCUUUCCAGGACAUCAUUGGAUCCUCCGUCGUGCUCGUUGCAGCUGGAGCGGUGCUUAUGCACUACGGAGAUCAUGCAGAAGCGUGUCCAGGAGGUGAUGUUAAGGCCUGUGUGCUGCGGUGCGGGGCGGGAGGAAGCUACAAUGAGCAGUGCUUGCAGCACUGCUUGGAUCUUGCAGUGCAGGGUCUUUGCUAA